AUGAUAACUGAUAAGACCGAUUUACCCUCGCUUUUCGACUUAAACUACACUCCAAUCAAAUUUUGGUUAAACGAUGACGUAUCAGCAAACCCUAAAACCCCUCCGAUUCAAUUCAACCUCCUCCAAUUUCAUUCAAACGGAGAAGAGGUCUUGAAGAGCAUGAUCCGAUUCGCGAGACCAAAACCUAUAAUCGACUCACUGAGUUGCGAUCUUCUCCAGAAAUGCUACGCUAGUGGAGCCCCCAAUGGAAAGUCCAAGCUGAAGACAGCCCAAGCGUUGAAGCGCAAAAAAGCCUCCAUGAGAAAAGGCGGAGGUGGAGAGGAGGCGGGUAAGGGAAACGGAAGAGUCUCCGACGAGAAGCAGAAGCUAUACGAUCAAUGCAUAAACGCUCCUUGCCCUUUUCGUUACCUGAGACCCAAGGAGAGAGAGCGAGAGGCGAUGCGAGAGAAGCUAGGGCUAAUCAGCAAGGACAGGCAACGAGAGACCGAGAUCCAGAGAAAAGGCGGACUUUUCACCAUGGGAGUCACCGACGAGCCGAUGAGGAUCGGGACUCCAGGGUUGGACUACAUUUCGUUAGGGAUUUUCACGGAGGAGGAGCUGCCGAAGUACAAGGUCACGGUGGAGGACGGGAGGAGGCUGGCGAAGGAGUACAGUAGAGUGCUUAUGAAACAGCACAGAGCGAGACGUGUGGAGCAGUGUAAUCUGAUGAAUAUGAAGAAAGCUGCGAUAGAGGCAUUGCCGGAGAAUCUAAAGAUGGCAGCUUUAGAGCCUGAUUCGACUCCAUUUCCGGCGAAUCGUGGAACGGCUACUCUUACACCUCCUAUCGAAGGGUAUCUCGAGAAGAUUAUGGAUGCAGCUAAGAAGAGAUCCACUUCUUACCCAGUAGAGAGCAAUGGGAAGAGUUUCAAAGCUACAAGACCACGAUUCUCUGAGGAACAUCAUAGUUUAAAAGCUGAGGAAGUAUAGUCUUAAUAGAAUCAAAUCCUGACUAGUGGCUAGAAUUCAUCUAAUGACCUCUCCGCUCCCAUUUGUUUCCCUUAGUACAGGUGCUAUUUUGGAGCCCUAUUGAAUCCUGAGUCUUUGGUAAACUAAUCAAGCUUGUGGAUCUCUGAGUUCUUGGAUCACAAAAUUUAUAAUUCUACAGGACUUUUUCAAUGCCACUAAAACAAAGGUCC
Messenger RNA from Thlaspi arvense, 1175 nucleotides. NCBI's taxonomy places the organism in Eukaryota, Viridiplantae, Streptophyta, Magnoliopsida, Brassicales, Brassicaceae. The record is from the annotation of a GenBank genome assembly.